This is a messenger RNA of Cyprinodon tularosa, 1659 nucleotides long. RefSeq names its product branched chain keto acid dehydrogenase E1 subunit beta (gene bckdhb). The coding region runs from base 41 to 1222 and encodes 393 amino acids. NCBI's taxonomy places the organism in Eukaryota, Metazoa, Chordata, Actinopteri, Cyprinodontiformes, Cyprinodontidae. Gene Ontology annotation, molecular function: catalytic activity. The transcript is spliced from 11 exons. The record is from RefSeq and is a predicted model, not a curated record. Gene Ontology annotation, biological process: response to nutrient; branched-chain amino acid catabolic process.
UUUGAAUCGUUGCCCUUCCUGUUCUCUGAUAACAACAGUGAUGGCGGCCGCUGCUGCUAGGCUUCUUAUCCGUGGUUCCCACCAAACACUUCCCAUCUCCAGUGUUGGAACCGGGAAGCAAAGCUGCAUUGGAAAUGCUUUACUGACGCUGUCUUCGGGCUGCAACUCCCGUUUAAAGACCCAGCGAAGACAUGCAGCUCACUUUACUUUCCAGCCCGACCCCGUCCCGACGCAAUAUGGUUCCACACAGAAGAUGAACUUGUUCCAGUCAAUUACAAGUGCCUUGGACAACACGCUCGCCAGUGAUCCGACAGCAGUCAUCUUUGGAGAAGAUGUUGCCUUUGGAGGAGUAUUCCGGUGCACUGUUGGCCUGAGAGACAAAUAUGGUAAAGACAGGGUCUUCAACACUCCUCUUUGUGAGCAGGGGAUUGUGGGAUUCGGCAUCGGUGCAGCUGUUGCUGGUGCAACAGCCAUUGCUGAGAUCCAGUUUGCCGACUACAUCUUUCCAGCGUUUGACCAGAUUGUAAAUGAAGCUGCUAAGUACCGCUACCGUUCUGGGAACCUGUUUGACUGCGGGAACCUCACCAUUCGGGCUCCAUGGGGCUGUGUUGGCCACGGUUCCUUGUACCAUUCUCAAAGCCCUGAAGCCUUUUUCGCCCACUGUCCUGGUAUUAAGAUUGUAAUACCUCGUGGUCCGACGCAGGCUAAAGGGCUGCUGCUUUCAUGCAUUGCUGAUAACAACCCAUGUAUAUUCUUUGAGCCCAAGAUUCUUUACAGAGCAGCAGUGGAGCAGGUUCCAGUCGACGCCUACACCAUCCCUCUCUCGCAAGCUGAGGUCCUACAGGAAGGAAGUGAUGUCACACUGGUUGCCUGGGGGACACAGAUCCAUGUGUUAAGGGAGGUGGCCAACAUGGCUCAAGAGAAACUUGGGGUUUCCUGUGAGGUCGUCGAUCUAAGGACCAUCCUGCCCUGGGAUACUGAAACUGUUUGCAAGUCGGUGGUGAAAACCGGCCGUUUGCUCAUCAGUCACGAAGCACCGGUUACAGGAGGGUUUGCUGCUGAAAUCAGCUCUACUGUACAGGAGGAAUGCUUCCUUAACCUGGAGGCCCCUAUCGCUAGAGUCUGCGGUUACGACACCCCCUUCCCUCACAUCUUUGAGCCCUUCUACAUCCCAGAUAAGUGGAAGUGCUUUGAGGCAAUCAAGAGGAUGAUCAACUACUGAAUCCCCUGUAAUGGCCAACUUCUGGUGGACCUGAACUCCAAACUCUCCAUCCAUCCAACCAGGAAAGAGCAGCCAGAAAAACGCUUUGUUGACCAUCCAAUAAAAACACACUAUCCAGAUGGCCUUCAUGUUCUGCUAUCCUCAGUUCAAAAGUCUGUUACCUUAUGUCCACACUGCAGAACCUUGCUGUUUUUGCAAAGGAGAGAGCCGAUCAACGGAAUCAGCAGUGAAAUGUAGGCUUUAGUUCUUAUAUAGUGUUGAAUUUAACAGCAGGGGAAACACGUUUGUUUUGAUACGUGACUGCCUUGUUUUGUGUGCUGUUACCCGCUAACCUUACCAACUAUUCUCUGAUCUGUUUAGUUUUAAAUGACAUGAAGUGUAUCCAUUAAAACGGUGUGAUUUUUAAUCAAAAUAAACUUAGACAUUUGUUCACAACA